This is a messenger RNA of Peromyscus californicus insignis, 897 nucleotides long. Its product is annotated as vomeronasal type-1 receptor 4-like. Gene Ontology annotation, cellular component: membrane. Bases 1 to 897 code for a protein of 298 amino acids. Gene Ontology annotation, molecular function: pheromone receptor activity. The record is from RefSeq and is a predicted model, not a curated record. NCBI's taxonomy places the organism in Eukaryota, Metazoa, Chordata, Mammalia, Rodentia, Cricetidae. Gene Ontology annotation, biological process: G protein-coupled receptor signaling pathway. The transcript has a single exon.
AUGGACUCCAGGAACAUGGCAAUAGGAAUAGUGUUCUCAAUUCAGAGUACACUUGGAAUUCUGGGAAAUGUAUUAUUUCUUUACUACUAUUUAGUCAUUUAUUACAAUGAGCACACAUUAAAGACUGUAGACUUAAUUCUUACACAUGUCUUCACAGCCAACUCCUUGAUCAUUCUCUCUACAGGAGUGCCCCAGAUAAUGAGAGCUUUAGGGUGGAAAAUGUUCCUCAACGAUGUUGUAUGUCAAUUUAUUUUAUAUGUUCUCAGACUUGGCAGGAGUAUGUCCAUCAGUACCACCUGCCUCUUGAGUGUUUUCCAGGCCAUCACCAUCAGCCCUAUUGACUCCUACUGUAAAGAUCUUAAAAUCAAAGUACCAAAAUAUGUUCGCCUCUCCAUUUCCCUCUUUUGGAUCCUGUACAUGGUAGCAAAUAUGGUUUUCCCUAUGUACAUGUCUACCAAAAGGAAUAGCAAAAAUAAGACACAAAAGAGAGAUUUUGAAUUUUGCCCCUCUCUAGGUCGUGACAAAAUAGUAGAAUCUCUGUACACAGCAUUUUGGGUGUUCCCUGAAGUCUUAUUUUCUAUACUUAUUGUAUGUUCUAGCAUAUCCAUGAUUGUCAUACUUUAUGGACAUAAGAAGAGGGUUCAACACAUCCUCAGCACUCAUGCCUCCCCCAGAACCUCUCCUGAAUCCAGAGCCGCUCAGACCAUCCUGGUCUUAGUUUGCACCUUUCUAGCUUUUUAUACCCUUUCCUCCAUUUUACAAGGUUACAUUGCUCAUUCCCACAAUCCCAACUGGUGGCUAAUGAAUAUCACAGUCAUCAUUUCUAUGUGUUUUCCUACUUUAAGCCCCUUUGUGAUAAGUCAUAGUUCCACUAUUUCCAGAUUUUGUUUUUUCUAG